Molecule: messenger RNA, 836 nt
Organism: Emiliania huxleyi CCMP1516
Lineage: Eukaryota; Haptophyta; Isochrysidales; Noelaerhabdaceae
Exons: 4
Source: RefSeq, a predicted model, not a curated record
CCUUCACGCAGCCCACACAGGCCGUGCGCGACUACCUCGCAGAGCACCUGCGGGCGGUCUGCCACGUCGGGGGGCCCUACUGCGGCGGCGGCGGCGGCGACGCGCCCGUCGCGGCGGUGCACGUGCGGCAGGGCGACUCGUGCGACCGCAAGGUGGACGAGCCAGGCCCGUGGAACGCGAUGUGGCGGCCGGACCCGAAGCGGCCGGGCAAGCUCACGCGCGAAGGCGUCGGCCGGCGCUGCUACUCGUGGCGCGUGUACCGCCAGCAGCUGCAGACCCUCCGCGCAAAGUACGGCGUGCGGACGGUGCUGCUCGCCACCGACGACCACACCGGCGAGGUCGUGCGCGCGCUGCAGGGCGAACGCGACUUCAACUGGGUCUACCUCGACUACCCGCGGCAGCAGUUCCGCAAGCGCGCGUGGAUGGAGUUCCGGUCCGACCUCGACGAGAACGCGCCCUUCUCGCUCGCGGCGGAGCUCGAGCUCCUCUCGACCGCAGACCUCUUCGUCGGCAGCAUGGGCUCGCACACGUCCCGCUCCGUUUACAUGCGGAUGGUCUCCUCCUCGCGCACCUCCCAGCUACCGCCCUUCAUCUCGGUCGACGGGUACGGACUCUGCUGCGACUUCACCGAGGAGUGCACGCGCGAGCAGGUUCGCGGCCGCGCCCGGCCGGUGCGCGAGUGCAUCUACCGAUUCGGCGCGGUGACGGGCGGGGAGCAGUGGAUGUACCACCGGGGGUGAGGUCUCAGCGACCGGCGAUGUGUGUGAAAAUGGGUUGAGAGGCGGGCAGAGCGCCUGUCUCAGCGGCGGCCGGCGGGGUCCUUCGUCGUCAGCACA